AUGACUGAAACUCCUCUUCUGAAUGUUUCCUCCUCAAACCAGAGUGAAAACAAGAGCAACUCAAGUAUUUGCCCAGACUUGGAUGACUGGUGGGAAAUCGUGUAUUAUAUAGUACCCAAGUAUAUUGACACCAUCUGUGUUAUUGGGAUGCUUGGAAAUAUACUUGUUUUCCUUACUUAUUGCCUGCACAAGGGGCCCCUGAAGAUAGCUGAAAUCUACCUUAUGAACCUAGCUUUUGCUGAUCUUAUCUUCCUCACCUGCCUCCCUUUCUGGGCAGAGAAUAUCAGGAAUGAAUUCAACUGGCCAUUUGGCAAUUUCCUUUGUCGCAGCACCAGCGCAUCCAUCAGCCUGAACAUGUACACCAGCAUCUACUUGCUAGUGGCAGUCAGCGUGGAUCGCUAUUUGACUUUUGCUCAUACCUUGAACCACAGAAGGAUACGGAGCAAAACUAUGGCCAAAGGGAUCUGCUUGCUCACCUGGUUUUUUGGCAUCCUUCUCAGUGUUCCAACCUUUAUGUUUCGGACUGUGAAGCACUUUCCCCUGUGGAAUAUUUCAGCAUGCACUUUAGACUUCCCCACCCCAUUGUGGGUAACAGCUGAAAAGCUGGUAUUCAACAUAGUGGGGUUUGCGUUGCCAUCUACAGCAAUCACCUUCCUUAAUUUCUCUACCAUUCACUCCCUACAAAAAAAGGCAAGAGAACGAAGAACACUCAGAACAAAGAGCUGCAAGGACCACAAAGGCACAAAAGCCACCAGGCUGAUCUUUACAGUGGUACUGGUAUUUCUUUUGUGCUGGACUCCAUACCAUUUUUUUGUAUUCCUUGAUAUUUUAUACCAGACAGAAGUGAUCAAAGGCUGCUUCUGGGGGGAACUGCUCAACUUUGGAGAGCAGUUUGGCUAUACUCUGGCUACUACCAACAGUUGCAUUAACCCUGUGAUUUAUGUCUUCGUCGGGAAAUACUUCAGGCAAAAGGCUUUAGAAGUUUUUUCACAGUUUAUUCCCUGUGGAUUUCCCUUUUGCUGGGUAUCAUUCAAAGAAAAGUCUUUAUAUUUCAAAGUGUUUCCAGUCAGGAGUACUUUAACCUAA
Antrostomus carolinensis (chuck-will's-widow) is the source of this 1086-nucleotide messenger RNA. RefSeq names its product bradykinin receptor B1 (gene BDKRB1). The record is from RefSeq and is a predicted model, not a curated record. Lineage: Eukaryota; Metazoa; Chordata; Aves; Caprimulgiformes; Caprimulgidae. Gene Ontology annotation, molecular function: C-C chemokine binding; C-C chemokine receptor activity; bradykinin receptor activity. The transcript has a single exon. Bases 1 to 1086 code for a protein of 361 amino acids. Gene Ontology annotation, cellular component: external side of plasma membrane; membrane. Gene Ontology annotation, biological process: immune response; inflammatory response; calcium-mediated signaling.